UGCAUACUGAGUGUUUAGCAAAUGUCUAGAGGAUUUACCGAUGGAGAGUAUUGAAACACAACGUAUGUGAUUGGUGACGCCAAAUGUUGACGCUGUGAGUUCUAGAGCCAGUCAGUGGACGCUUGGUGCUCCCCGACGCCGGGUACUUCCGGUCCGAGUUCUCCAUGACUCUCCAGCACUUACCAGGACGCUCUCCUUCCGGCAGCCAAAUGAGAAGAAAUGAUCAGAGAUGAUUUGCCAAAUGAAGCACACGGGACAAAUGUGACAGACGGUCAGUUGAACGACAACUAUUCUCGUCACUUUACGGAGGGACCUUCCCAGACACUGAGCACACAAAUCAGCUCUGAUUCCCACUCAGAUAAUCAAAUUUACAACCAGACAAUUACCAGCGGGAGGCGAUUUUAUAAUUCCUACAAUCCGGAAGUAGGAGUAAACACCGCUACCGUUCUCGGAGGAAUUCUCGUGGUGCUCGUGAUUUACGUCAUUUACAGAACCAAGUGUAGAAAACGGAUAUUAAAAACGUUUCAAAAUUGCAUGAUGAAAUAUUUCCCCGACGAUUUUCCUGAACUUGAUAGUUCGGGACAGUCUGAUCAAGCAAAGAAAGUACCGGAGUCUGAGUGGAUUAGCAAGAGUGCAAAAAUGAUAUGGGAACAAAGAGCCAAUCUGUCAAGAGACGGAAAUGAUGCCGGCAGAGGGUCGUUAAUAAAUGAGGUAGACACAGAGGGGGGAAGGGAAAUACCUACGCGUCCAUUGCCUCAGAAUACAUGCCCGCUUUCAAACAAAAGACCUUGUGUAAAGAAUAAUGGGAACUGUGUUGUUAAUAUGAUUCCCUCUUGUUUACCGGCAUGCGAAGAAACUGUGCGGCAAGCAACAGCAACCUGGGUACAGAAUGUCCGUGAGAUGGACAUCAGGGAGCGGCAACUUAAUGGAAUAAUCCUUAAAAUCCCGCCUGAUCUCGUUUCGCACAAUGUCAAAAGUCGACGACACUUUCAUUCCGUGACAGAGUACGGCGAGAGAGAAGAAAACAUAUCACAUCAAAUAAACAAGAGUUUGCCAAGUCUUGUUGAACAACAGGCGAGAAUUAAAAAGUUAGGCUAUGCAAAACUGAACAUACACCCUGCUUGUAGAUCGAUACAUUCGUGCGGUUAUGUUCCCUUGGCAACACAAGAACGUGAUGGUCUUGACAUCGAGACUCGUCCUAAUGAACAUGUAUCGGAAAUGGAAGUAUCGGAGUCCAGAGCUCCAAUUGAUAUCUGCCCGAUAGUUAAAGUGCAGCAUUACCACUUACGGUCCAAACGACGCCUCACCUCUUUGUGUAAAAGCAGCAGUGACGAUGUCUCUUCUUCGUCCUCAGACGAUGAUGCUGACGUCACGAAGUGUAACUUGUCAGCUCGUGACGCUAAGUAUAUGCGCCUACAGACUGAAGAGACUGACCAGUGUUUUAAAAGUGACGGUCAUCCACUUUUACAUAAUAACAGUGGUCGACAGAAUUGCAACAACAAAUCAUUAUCAUUUCCAAAUAAGUCUGAAACCUCAUUAUAGCAUAACAAUCAGACUUUUAUUAUAGGAAAGGAUUUAUAUUUCAUACUUGUAAGACGUCCAAUGUUUUGUUUUGAAAUUUGGCCAAUGCUUGAUAGUUAUGGACUUCACGGAACGUUUAUAUCAUGUUAUAUUAAGGUUGCAUUACUGAACGGAACAGUUAUUGCGUCUGAUGUGGAUGGCACGAACGUGUUUACGUUAAUGGUAUUCAAGUUUGUUCCCUGGCGUAUAAUCAUAAGUCAAUAUUUUGUAUUUCCACAGUUUUAGAUUAACAACACUGUUUUAUGACAGUGUCACCUACUGCAGCCUGUUUGUUUGUAUUGCACAUGUAUAGUUUUCCCAAAUGGUAACAUUUUAGUAGGCGAUGAACUAGACAUGACUGAUGGAUGUUUAUUUAAUGGCAGAACAUGUCGGUUAAUUGUCGUUCUGGAAAAAUACGUUUUAUGCAUUGACUGUAAGGUAUUGUCCUUCCGACUGUGAUUUUAUGUGUAACCACUCAAGUACAAAUGUUUGUUUUUUAAACUAUUGCAAUUUUAUGUUUUUGUUUUCUGAUUGUGAUUUUCACUUGAUGCAUCGAUUUCUUCUAAGGCGCAGUCAUUUUGCAUAUCCAAAUAUUUAUGUCUGCAUAACGAGGGAUGCUCAAAUUGGACCUCGUUAUAAUCCAGAACGGUAAAACUGUAAUGCUGAUUAUCUUAUCUUUAUUUUAACUCGAGGGUUACAAAUAUAAAGCAAUACAAACAAGUCAUGAGAAAGUAUGUACAGAAAUAAACGCAAAUCAUGUGUUAUGAUAUAUAUGGAAGCGUAACCAAGUACAUAGUGAAAUAGAAUACUGCGGUUUAAAUGUAUAAUUUAACUUGAUAGAAGCGUGAUGACUGCAUAAGCAUUACUUGUAGCCGAGGUCAACGAAGGCAGCUGCACACAUAUGUGGUUGUUCAAGUUAGUGUGUCAUUCCCUACCUACCUGAUCCAGCCACACCUGCGCCAAGCCUCCGCCUUAAUAACCCCGACUGACACAAGGAAUGAAAUAAAUUAGUGAUAUACAAUUUAGUGAAUUUAAUGUAUAUAUGCUUGGCAAAACUUGUCGAAACAAAAUACCGGUAAUGCAAGUGCGGCGUUAUACAUCCGAUAACGCAGGUGCGGUGUUAUACAUCCGAUAAUACAAGUGUGGUAUUUUAUAUCUGUUAAUGCAAGUGCGUGUCAUACAUAUGUUAUUGCAAGUGCGGUGAUAUACGUGCGGUGUUAUACAUCCGAUAACGCAGGUGCGGUGUUGUACGUGCGGUGUUAUACAUCCGAUAACGCAGGUGCGGUGUUAUACAUCCGAUAAUACAAGUGUGGUCUUUUAUAUCUGUUAAUGCAAGUGCGUGUCAUACAUCUGUUAUUGCAAGGUUGCAAGGGCGAUGAUAUAUGUAUAUCUGUAAAUGUAAGUGCGGUGAUAUGCAUCUGUUAAUGCAAAUGGAGUGCUAUACAUCUGAUAAUGCA
Messenger RNA from Mya arenaria, 3017 nucleotides. RefSeq lists its product as uncharacterized. Bases 220 to 1542 code for a protein of 440 amino acids. The transcript has 3 exons. The record is from RefSeq and is a predicted model, not a curated record. Lineage: Eukaryota; Metazoa; Mollusca; Bivalvia; Myida; Myidae.